AAACACUUCGGUUUUGUAGACCUUAUCUUUCUUCCCAGGCGAAUAAGUACUGAUGAAUUGUUGAAGUGAUUUGCACUCCAAGACGCAUCAGUCGCAACAGAUGCCUCUUUCCAGAACAUGUCAAUGCCGGCCGAGUGUUUUCAAGGGCUGAUCACGAAACAGAAUUGGCGCCACCGUUGAUCAGCAUUAAGGUGGGAAAAAGCCAAGAGGGCGGGGAACAAGCUAGUGAUCCAAGUGCACUUGUGGUUGCCGAUUUUAUCCAGCGAAAACCUUACCACCAGGGGUCCAAAAAUGCCAGAGACAAGCCUGAGGGUUUCGAUAUUCGAUCAAGUUACGAAGACGACCUGAUAUUUGCUACGAUGCAGAGAAGUUUGUUCAGAUCUUUUGAGUGAUCAGCGACUCCGUUCCUCUUGAGAACAUUCUCGUGCCUUAGUUAAAGCUUCUCGAAAGAGAGAUGAGAUCCCACUUGUAUCCGCGUGUUUGUCUAUGGCCGAAAGUGCCUACUGUCCCACAAGUAUAUUUUACUUUGGCGAUUAUUUCGGUUCUUUGUGGAAACCUUCUGGCCUGUGGUCCUGGGCCAACCGGAAGAAAUACUCGUUCCAGGACUCCGAUGAAGUUUCGACAAAGAAUCCCUGAUGUGGAGGAGACCUCAAUACAAGCCAGUGGAGAAUAUGUUGGUCGAGUAAAGAGAAGUGAAUUGGAGGAAAAUUUUAACCCAGAUAUCGUUUUCAAAAACGACGAAAAAAAUGAAGAUGAUAGAAGAAUGACCAAGAAUUGCCAAGACAAACUCGCCAUUUUAGCAUCUGCCGUGAAAACAAAAUGGGGAGUAAGACUCCGAGUUAUCGAUGCUUACGAUGUAGAUAGCGGCAGAAAAAGGCACCAUGGUAAGCACUCUCUACACCAUGAAGGACGAGCUGUCGACAUAGCUACGGAGGACCUUGAUAAGAAUAAAUACCCACAGUUAGGAAGGAUGGCCAAUGAGGCUGGAUUUGAUUGGGUUUAUUAUGCAACUAGAGGCUACAUUCACGCAUCUGUUAAAACUGAAGAUGCUGAACAAGAAAGGCUGAGUUACAACUGCUUUCCUGAAACAGCUUCUGUUCACCUCGAAGGAGGACGUACAAAGACUAUGAAGGAGCUUAGAAUUGGAGACAAAGUUGCGGCCAUGGAUACAAGUGGUCGCAUAGUUUAUAGCAGAGUGGUGACAUUUCUAGACAUCAAACCCAACACUUCUGGUGAAUAUAUAUCCAUCCAGACGAGAAACCCUGCGGCUGAAGUGACAAUUACGGAAUCGCAUUUGAUCUAUCAGCUAAACAAACAUUCGCCGCUGGAGUCGGUGCGUUUUGCACGGGACUUAAGAGUCGGAGACUUUGUUUAUAUUCGAAACGGUGCUGGUUUGGAGAAAUUCACAGCUGGACGCGUGAAUGGAGUCAAACGGAGCACAGCGAAGGGGGCAUACGCACCACUCACGGAAACUGGAAACAUCGUAGUUGAUAACGUCCUCUGCUCGUGUUACGCCGUGAUUUCCAGUCAUGAAUUAGCUCAUUGGAGUUUCGCCCCAUUGAGGUUUGCAGAUUGGCUGUUCCCGGGCAUCACUGCUCACAGUAGCUCAGGUAUGCAUUGGUAUGCAAGAAUCCUUCAUAAAAUUUACACAAGUUGGUAUGACAUUACCUCCGGUAUCUAGGUAAAACUUCCAAAAGCUAAUCCUUUCAUUAUGGCACCUGUGAUCUUGACCAAGGCGAAGUCAGUGGAUAUCGUGUGUAGAGGCUAGAAACGACUCUACGUGCCGCUUCAGUUCACAGCAAUGUGGUUUAUUCUAUGUCGACUUCAAGUGUAAUUACAUACUUGGCAGUAUCAAAAUAUCAGAAUCAGCAAAGACUGCAAGGUUUCCAAGAGGUGAAACCUCGUAAAACUGCAUAAUUCUCAGAAUUCCCAACGGGACUUCUUGAGAGUGCUGUGAUCAAUUUCUCGGCAUCAGACUUUUGUAUUCUAAAUUAUUUGAUUUUUAUUGAAUAUGACUGUUAGAUACAAUGUUAAUUAGGCUAAUUAUGGCCUGUCAUUGGCACCCCGCUAACAGCACUUACCAGUUCGCUUAUCAACUAUUUACCUUGGCGAUCUUAAGCUUAAGCCCGCAGCUCAGCAGAGGAAGCUUGUAUGAUGUAUACAAAGAGCGUUUAGUUUUAUGUAAUAUUCUGCAUGUUAUGGGUAACUUAGCAAAAAUUUACCCAAGCAGUAGAAUUAACAAAAAUAUCAGAGAGGUUUGAUUCAUUGAGAAAAUUUAUUAUAUGCAAAAUAACCCUGAUGUAAAUAGAUAUUGUAUUAAGGUGCUUUGAAUUGGAGCCCUGGCCACUGUUCGUAAGAAGCUCUUUCAUUACGGUUUACUUUUUUGGACAAUCGAUCAGGAAAACCUUUUUGUGCUCUCUGUCUGGUAGUUUGCUCGAUAGCGUAAAGUUCAUCUACUCAACACACGAAAUUCCUAAAUGAGUAAUUCCUCUUAAGGUUAGGAGAAAUGAUUAUAUAAUUUUAUUUUUUUCCUCUGAGGAACGAAUUGCAGUUAGUUGGUUUAUACAAGUACCUUUUUUAUUGUAUUUAUUACAAUUCCACUAAAACAAAACCGUAGAGUUUUAGAUGAAUUUAAACAAUUUAAAUAAGAAAAAAAAUCAAUAUUGCAAAAGUUGAAUUAUAUGCUAGAAAUGUGAUUUGCGUCAUGUUAGUUUCGUCUCACCAUAAUCUGUCUCGAUCGUAUCUAAUGAAUUAAUGGUUUGACUAAGCUUUACAGAAAAUACUUUGUUACGAUACCGUUUGAUAUUGAUCUAAGCACUGUUUUGUUAUAAACCAUUUGCAGAUCCCUCAAAAUGGACAUUCCAUCACGGUUGAAUUUUUAUCGAAGACUCUGAUUCAUCAAAACAAAUUCUUGAAUUUGUUAACUAUCCCCACCUCUGCAAUAAUUGUGGCCCACUAUAUAUGUAAACGUAAACUGAGAGUUGUAUGCUGAUCAAAAACGUAGUCGCACCAUAUAUAUGGACUUGGGUUUAGAAGGUGUUGCAUUGGUUUAAAACCGGGAAAUGGGGUGGUAAACAGAUAGAUUUCCAUUCCAUUGUAAAGCACAUGACAACCAAACAAUAUUGCUGGCAAUAAACGCGAGAGAGCAUGUAACCUGCUUCCAACGGUGGAAAAUCUACUUAGUUCUUAGUUCAUUCGUGAUUGGCUGAAAAAGCAUUCCUCUUCGAUUUACAGAAUAACUAAGAGACUAUUAUGUACGUUUUUUUAACGCCAGUUUGUAGCCUUUACAAUUUGCUUCCAACUUCAAAGAAAAAUAUUUGUCAGCAAAACUAAGACCGGAGUUUUUUAAAAAAAUUCACAACUCAAAUGUGAAAUCUUAAAAGCAUUGUAAUUAUAUAGCUGUACAUUAAUAAGAUUUUGAACGCCCUAAAUAAACAACU
Messenger RNA from Pocillopora verrucosa, 3440 nucleotides. Its product is annotated as sonic hedgehog protein-like. Gene Ontology annotation, cellular component: cytoplasm; CCR4-NOT complex; nucleus. The record is from RefSeq and is a predicted model, not a curated record. Gene Ontology annotation, biological process: smoothened signaling pathway; cell fate specification; protein autoprocessing. Gene Ontology annotation, molecular function: calcium ion binding; poly(A)-specific ribonuclease activity; patched binding. Lineage: Eukaryota; Metazoa; Cnidaria; Anthozoa; Scleractinia; Pocilloporidae.